AUGGCUGUCAGUAAUACACCUGUCAGUAUUCCAUCUGACAGUAACCCAUCUGACAGUAAUCCAUCUGACAGUAACCCAUCUGACAGUAAUCCAUCUGACAGUAACCCAUCUGACAGUAGUCCAUCUGACAGUAACCCAUCUGACAGUAACCCAUCUGACAGUAACCCAUCUGACAGUAAUCCAUCUGCCAGUAAUCCAUCUGACAGUAAUCCAUCUGACAGUAACCCAUCCGACAGUAAUCCAUCUGCCAGUAAUCCAUCUGCCAGUAAUCCAUCUGACAGUAACCCAUCCGACAGUAAUCCAUCUGCCAGUAAUCCAUCUGACAGUAAUCCAUCUGACAGUAACCCAUCUGACAGUAAUCCAUCUGACAGUAACCCAUCUGACAGUAAUCCAUCUGCCAGUAACCCAUCUGACAGUAACCCAUCUGACAGUAAUCCAUCUGACAGUAAUCCAUUUGACAGUAAUCCAUAA
Molecule: messenger RNA, 471 nt
Organism: Procambarus clarkii (red swamp crayfish)
Lineage: Eukaryota; Metazoa; Arthropoda; Malacostraca; Decapoda; Cambaridae
Product: variant surface antigen E-like
Source: RefSeq, a predicted model, not a curated record